AUGGGUGCCAAGAUUGAUCAAACUAUAACAAACAGCAAAGGGCCACGCACGUUUAUUCUAUAUGGAGAGAAUUAUCAUCUAAUGGGUAGCCUUAUACUCGAAGAGGUGUGUAUGGCAAGAUUUGCACAAUUAUAUGUGUACGAUACACAAAAUGAAAUUCAAAAUUGUAUAGCAGUGAUAAGAGGAAAAGAUAAUAACAAGAUAAAUGAAGAUAUUGUCAAAGAUUUGAAGAAGAUGUUGGACAAUAACAACGUGUUGGUAAAGGCAUUUCGAAUGGUUCGGGAGUCUAUAGGAUCUGACUACACAUCCAUGGUGAAGUUGAGGUUGUUUGGAAAAUGGGGCAAAGAUGGUAGGCGGAAUAACCUACCAUCUACUAAUGAGGUUGCUGCGCUGAUAGUAGGCGACUUUGAUUUCGCGAAAACUGAUAGAGACAUUGUGGUUGAAACACAUAGUGGAAGGCUACAACGAAUAAAUCAGCUAAAUCCAACCUAUUUGGCAUUACAGUACCCUUUAUUGUUUCCAUAUGGAAAGGAUGGUUACAAGGAAGACAUUCCUCUAAAUAAAAAAUGUGGUAAAGAAGAUAAGGGUAGGCAAGAAGUCUCAAUGAAGGAGUUUUUUGCGUUCAGGAUCCAAGAAAGGCUAGCCGAUGUAUCUCCAUUGCUUUAUUCAAGAAGGUUUUUUCAGCGAUUCUUGGUAGAUGGAUUCUCCAUGAUUGAGUCAGCCAGAUUAAAUUAUGUUCGGCUUGAUCAAGAAAAGUUUAAGUGUGAAAUGUAUAAGGGCUUAUCCGAAGCAAUGUUAAGUGGGAAAACUAGACUUGCGUCAAGAGGAAAACGUAUCAUCUUGCCUUCUUCAUUCACGGGAGGGUCUAGGUACAUGAUACAGAACUACCAAGAUGCAAUGGCAAUUUACAGGGUGGUUGGCUAUCCAGACCUUUUUUUUUUACAUUCACAUGUAAUCCAAAAUGACCUGAAUUAUAAGAUUUUCUUAAGAAUAGAGAACUACAUGCAGAAAACUGACCAGACAUGGUACAUAUCCUCGUGCGAAGCUGCAUGGAGAAUUUUCGGGUAUAGCAUUCAUUAUAGGAACCCUUCUGUGGUAAGGCUAGGCUUUCACCUUCCUGGUAAACAACCAGUGAUAUUCAAGGACGAUGAAAACUUGGAUGACAUUGCUAGGAAAGAGUUUGUGAAAGAAUUCAUCUUCUUGGAAUGGUUCGAGAUAAUGGGAAGAAAAGCUAAUUCUGAUGCUACUUUUCUUGAUAUUGAGAUAUCGCAUUAUAAGAAGGAAAAAUACAUUGAGGUGGAGGAAGUUCCAUUUGAAGGUUCUAAGGAAAGGAAGGCAUCGAAUGAAUUGGAUGGUUUGGGUUUGGAAUUGAAUGAUAAAAUAGAUGAUGCAUGA
Arachis ipaensis is the source of this 1395-nucleotide messenger RNA. NCBI's taxonomy places the organism in Eukaryota, Viridiplantae, Streptophyta, Magnoliopsida, Fabales, Fabaceae. The record is from RefSeq and is a predicted model, not a curated record.